Molecule: messenger RNA, 2045 nt
Organism: Trichoplax adhaerens
Lineage: Eukaryota; Metazoa; Placozoa; Uniplacotomia; Trichoplacea; Trichoplacidae
Exons: 16
Coding region: 1-1731 (576 amino acids)
Biological process (GO): regulation of transcription by RNA polymerase II; apoptotic process; protein tetramerization
Cellular component (GO): nucleus
Molecular function (GO): DNA-binding transcription factor activity, RNA polymerase II-specific; protein binding; RNA polymerase II cis-regulatory region sequence-specific DNA binding
Source: RefSeq, a predicted model, not a curated record
AUGUCUGAUGAACCGACUCUAUCUCAGUUAUCGUUCUCGCAAGAACUGUCGUCUUCAUGGCAAUUGAUGAUCGAUGAAAUUACUCAAGGAAAGUUCAACACUAACGAAGACGAGGGUACAGCUAUUUAUUCGUACUCCGAGCAAAAUCCUGAUGAUCGCUAUUUAAUGAGGCCAAACGAGCCUCAAUACAUUAGCGCUGGUUAUCCAGAUGGGCAGGUAGGGCAACUUCCUCGCGAAUUUGCCGUUAAUCAAAUUCCGUCCCCAAGAACAUUUAGUGACAACGUUUCCAGUUCUGCUGAUAAAGCUCGCGAAGCGUAUUACGGCCAAGCCGUUAACGGUGUCAGUGCUGAAACGUCACCACCGCUAAAGAGGGAUCCGUCUCUGCCUUCAAAUGCUGAAUAUAUUGGCAAUUUUGGCUUCGACAUCGCUAUUGAUCAGAACGAUAAUCCAACAAAGGCCACAAAUAAUACGUAUUCUACCAUGUUGAAGAAGUUAUUCAUCAAGAUGGAGUGUUUGUUUCCUAUCCACAUCACCAUAGAACGUAUGGAUUAUACAUUUAAAAUAGCAUACGGUAGUUUAGCGACGCGACGUAAUUGUAACCAAUUAAUAAUCCCAGGUGAGCCGCCAGCUAAUUCUUACAUAAGGGCCUAUGUAAUGUAUACAAAACCCCAGGAUGUUUAUGAGCCUGUCAGAAGAUGUCCUAAUCAUGCUUUGCGAGAUCAAGGAAAAUACGAAUCUUCUGACCAUAUUCUUCGCUGUGAAAGUCAAAGAGCGGAAUAUUACGAAGAUACUUCUGGACGACAUUCUGUAAGGGUUCCGUAUACUGCACCAGCAGUUGGAGAAUUGCGCAGUACUCUCUUGUACCAGUUCAUGUGCUUUUCAUCUUGCUCUGGAAGUAUAAAUCGACGUCCUAUCGAAUUAGUAAUUACUCUAGAAAAUGGAACGAACGUUUUAGGUCGCAAGAAGGUUGAAGUUCGAGUUUGUGCUUGCCCCGGCAGAGAUAGAAGUAAUGAAGAACGCGCUGCGAUGAAGUCGGAAAAAGAGCAUAAGCAACCCCCUAAUAAGAAGCUAAAAACUUCCAAAACUGUCUCAAGGGAGGUAACUGGUGUAAUCUCCAAUGAAAGUAAACGUAUCAUGAAGCGCAGCGUGGAGAGUACUAGCAACGAUGACGUCUUCACAAUCACGGUCCGUGGAAGGAAAAAUUAUGAGAUCUUAGCUAAAAUGAGCGAAUCAUUGGAAGUUUUAGACAAGCUAUCUGAUGCCCAAAUCAAUGAAAUUAAAAGUCAUGGUACUUUAACUGCACCUCUUGAACGAACAAACACUGAAGAACUUGUCCGCCGUCAGAGCCGCAACUUAGACACGCUGCAAAAUGCUGUAACGACAAAAGAGAAUUCUGACGGAGCUGACCUAAAUCUUUCCAUCAGUAGAUGGCUAAGUAAUAUUAACAUGGAAAAAUAUACACAAGAAUUCAUCAAGCAUGGUUUCAAAGUUUGUGGUCAUCUUGCGAAUGUUAGCUACUCGGAUAUGAAGAAGAUCAUUAAAAAUAUGGAGGACUGUAAAAAAAUUUCCGCGUAUCUGCUGGAGUCUAACUUUUCUAGUGGAAACGAAGAGGAUAUCCCUUGUAGCCAAAUUGGUAACAGUUUCCGUGCGUCGCAAAUGUCCAUGAAUAGUACGGCUUCGCAAGAAUUAGAUAUUACAAGGUUUACCUUACGACAAACCAUAACGUUGUAAACUCAAGAUCUUGUAUUGUAUAUAGUAAUAUAUAUAUAUAUAAAUAUAUAAAUAUAUGUAAUGUCCAUUACUUUGAUUACGUAUGCGCAUUUUAUUACCUUCAUUUUAAGGUAUAUGUGCGUAUACCAUAUACUAAUAGUGAUGUACCCAUUGAUGCGUCAUUAUAAUUCGUCCAUUACCGCAAUUGUAUUCAAAGUCUUAACUAUUGCUAUUGAUAUCAGCAUAUCGAUAGUCUUAACGUGCCUUUUAAUAACUACAGCUUUUUAUGACUUUUACUGUAAUUUCAUUUUUUCUUUUACUAUAAGUAAUAGUUG